AUGGGGGACCCUCAGGGUGGAGUAAAUUUUCCUUUUUUUCUUCUAACUCUUCUUCUCUCUCUCCUUUUCAUCUGUCUCACUUUCUUUUGCUCUCCUCUCCAUCUUUAUGACUGUUUCACUCUCUCCCUUCCUCUCUCCAUCUUUAUGACUGUCUCACUCUCCUUCCUUCUCAUCUUGACUGUUCUCUCAUCUUAUGACUGUCUACUCUCUCCAUCUUAUGACUCUCCUCUCUCCAUUUGUAUGUCACUCUCUCUCUAUCCCUCACUCUCUCCAUCUUUAUGACUGUCUCACUCUCUCCAUCUUUAUGACUCUCUCACUCUCUCCAUCUUAUGACUGUCUCACUCUCUCCAUCUUUAUGACUGUCUAACUCUCUCUCUUCCACUCUCCGUCUAACCUAAGCCAUCUCCAUUGUCACAACUCUCAUCUCAUCUCAUGUUCACUCAUCACACUGCAGGAAAGAGUAUACUUUUUUGUUCAGAGCAAGCAGCCUCUGAGAUCAUAGCAACUAGGCUGUUUAAGACCAAGCAAUGUAGACUUUAUUUCAUUGAGAAUUAAAGAAAGACAGAACGAAGGAGGAGGAAUGGAGGGAGGGUGGGGAAAGAACAAGCGUUUUGAAAAUUGCCGUUGGCCCCCACCCAAGACCCAGUCGUUGUGGUAAUGAGGGGUUAGGAGCUACGUUAUUGCUCCCAGAUGCCGUGCUGGUUUUCUCCAGCCUUUGAUGCGAGCCUGUCACCAGCACUUUUCAAUCUGCCUUCACACACACACACACACACACACACACACACACACACACACACACACACACACACGCACACACACACACGCACACAUCAUAGAGUAUACAAGUGCAAACACACAUACACACACUGGUCCAACACACAUACACACACUGGUCCAACACACAUACAGCUGGGCUUUGGGAGUAGUUCUGGGUGUAAGGAGGUUGGAUCUGGUUCGGGAGUGUGUGGCUUUUCAGACAACAUAAGGUCAGAAAGGUUGUUCCUUUAAGAGUUGUGUGUGUGCAUGUAUACAGUACAUUUGCGUGUGUAUGUAUGUACGUGUACUUUUGUCUGUGCACCUCUGUAUGCGUCUGUGCUCACGUGUGUGUGUGUGUGUGUCUUGAAGGGAACAUUUGUGUGAGGCUCUUGUUUGGAUUACCCAAGCGGGGGCUGGAGGGGACGUGAAGUGUGUUUAUGAAUCCAACGUGAACUUCCUCUGGCUUUAUAAUUAGGCUGGUAUUCCUCACAAGCAAAACAAAACAAUGGAACGCAUUUCAACUCGCUCUGUGGUCUGUUGGAUAAGUUUAUACAUACCUAGCAUCAACAUGUUCUCUGGCCAGAGUGAGGUUUUAGGAAAGGGCUGGGUGUGUUGGUGUCUUAGGUGAGUAAGAAGUUCUCACACACUCGCUGAGCUGAAUUAAUCAUUUACAGAAGUGUUUGUCCGUCUCUGCUCACAUGUGUAGACUGUCAUAGAAUAGUGUUUGUGUGUACGUGUGUUUGUCUGACCUAAAAGUGUGUCCCGUGCUGCCGAGCUGACUUUGCUGGUUUUAUAGGAACAUGUGGAGAAUCACUCAGUCUGUCUGCAGUCUCCCUCAGUCUCUACUGGGAGAUGGAAGGAGGAGAGGGAGAGGGGGAGUCAUACGUCUCUCCCGACACACAGUAGUGCAGCCUCCCCUCUCACCCUCUGAUGGCUUCCUUGUGUGUGUGUGUGUGUGUGUGUGUGUGUGUGUGUGUGUGUGUGUGUGUGUGUGUGUGUGUGUGUGUGUGUGUGUGUGUGUGUGAGUUAUAGCAGUCUGUCUGAGUGAUUAAGUGCAGCGUGAAUCCUCAGAGUGCAGUGUGUUAGUCUGAGGCUGUGUCUAUGGGGCCAUACAUGGCUCAGUGCCCACUCUAUGUCACUCUGGCUCUUCCUCUUUUCCUCACACUCCUCCGUCUCCCUCCAUCCCACUCCCACACAUCCACCUCUCUGGCCUAUCUCUUGUACUUCUCUUUUACCCCACCUUUCCAGUUUGUGCUACUCUGUUUCUUUCUCUCUCUCUCUGUCGCUCUGUCUUUCAUCCCCUGCUCUCUUUCAUUCCUGCUCUCUCUGCCUCUCUCCUCCCUUCCCUCCCUCCCUCUCCUCACUUUUCCCUCUUUUUUUUCACUGGCCAGGGGAAAGGAAAAUGUGUGAGUCAGUGAAAGGCCACACCCUCGCUGGGAGAGAUGGAGAGAAAGAGAGAAUGAGAGAGAGUAGAGGGAGGACUGGGACUCCUUUAGUGUGGUGAUGUCACCCUCUGGUGUCCAUGGUAACCGCUUAUUUAGUCUCCGGUAGUGGACACCUGGGCACACUAACUAGGCCUGUUGAUCGUCACUCCACAGUGGUGUGUGUGUAUGUCCGUCCUAAGGGGAAUGUAACCAUUUGACUGUGCAGGCCUGAACCCCUUUGAUGAGGGGAGGUUGGUUAUGGUGUACACUGUAUGUAAAGGGAAAGGCUGGGCAGAAUGGGAAGGGAAGGGCCGUGGUUGGACACGUUUCUAAAGUUUAAGAGAAACUGUGCUUGUCCAUAGCCAUAGGGGAGUCUGUGUCUUUUGGGGUAGAGCAUAGCCACACACACACAGACACUGGGUGGGAUGGAUCACUUUAGUAACAGUUGGUUCUGAAGCUCAGUGGAGUGUGACCACAGGGUGUGUGUUACACUACUCGUCUGCCCAGUUCUGGGUCUUAGCGCUUGGCUCAGUUCUGUGGGUCACAUCCCUUGAUUCUGGGUGUCUUUAAGCUGGCUUUCUGAGCUUUGCUCUCUCUCUCUCUCUCUUCUCAUAUCUGCUCUCUCUUCUAUCUAUCCUCUCUCUCUUAUCUGAUCUCUAUUCUCGAAUGCUCUCUCCUAUAUCUAUACUAUCUCUCUACUCUCUCUCUCUCUCUCUCCUCAUCUCUCCUCUCUCUCUCUCUCUCUCUCCUCUACUCUCCUCUCUCUCUCUCUCUCUCUCUCUCUUAAUCUAAAAACAAAUGAUAUGUGGAUUCAAGUCUCCAACUCUCCAACCAAAUAUAAAAAGGGAUCAAGCCAGUGGCUCAGAUGGAAUAUCCAAGCAGUAGUUAGGCCUACAUAUCCUUUCAAUGUUGAUACAGUGCCUUGCAAAAUUAUUCAUCCCCCUUGGCAUUUUUCCUAUUUUGUUGCAUUACAACCUGUAGUUUAAAUGGAUUUUUAUUUGGAUUUCAUGUAAUGGACAUACACAAAUUAGUCCAAAUUGGUGAAGUGAAAUGAAAAAAAUAACUUAUUUCAAUAAAUUCUAAAAAAUAAAUAACGGAAAAGUGGUGCGUGCAUAUGUAUUCACCCCCUUUGCUAUGAAGCCCCUAAAUAAUAUCUUGUUCAACCAAUUACCUUCAGAAGUCACAUAAUUAGUUAAAGAAAGUCCACCUGUGUGCAAUCUAAGUAUAACAUGAUCUGUCACAUGAUCUCAGUAUAUAUGCACCUGUUCUGAAAGGCCCCAGAGUUUGCAACACCACUAAGCAAGGGGCACCAACAAGCAAGCGGCACCAUGAAGACCAAGGAGCUCUCCAAACAGGUCAGGGACAAAGUUGUGGAGAAGUACAGAUCAGGGUUGGGUUCUAAAAAAAUAUCUGAAACUUUGAACAUCCCACGGAGCACCAUUAAAUCCAUUAUUAAAAAAUGGAAAGAAUAUGGCACCACAACAAACCUGCCAAGAGAGGGCCGCCCACCAAAACUCACGGACCAGGCAAGGAGGGCAUUAAUCAGAGAGGCAACAAAGAGACCAAAGUUAACCCUGAAGGAGCUGCAAAGCUCCACAGCGGAGAUUGGAGUAUCUGUCCAUAGGCCCACUUUAAGCCGUACACUCCACAGAGCUGAGCUUUACGGAAGAGUGGGCAGAAAAAAAGCCAUUGCUUAAAGAAAAAAAUAAGCAAACACGUUUGGUGUUCGGCAAAAGCCAUGUGGGAGACUCCCCAAACAUAUGGAAGAACAUCUCCUUCACUCUGGUCAGAUGACUAAAAUUGAACUUUUUGGCCAUCAAGGAAAACGCUAUAUCUGGCGCAAACCCAACACAUCUCAUCACCCCGAGAACACCAUCCCCACAGUGAAGCAUGGUGGUGGCAGCAUCAUGCUGUGGGGAUGUUUUUCAUCGGCAGGGACUGGGAAACUGGUCAGAAUUGAAGGAAUGAUGGAUGGCGCUAAAUACAGGGAAAUUCUUGAGGGAAACCUGUUUCAGUCUUCCAGAGAUUUGACACUGGGACGGAGGUUUACCUUCCAGCAGGACAAUGACCCUAAGCAUACUGCUAAAGCAACACUCAAGUGGGGGAAACAUUUAAAUGUCUUGGAAUGGCCUAGUCAAAGCCCAGACCUCAAUCCAAUUGAGAAUCUGUGGUAUGACUUAAAGAUUGCUGUACACCAGCUGAACCCAUCCAACUUGAAGGAGCUGGAGCAGUUUUGCCUUGAAGAAUGGGCAAAGAUCCCAGUGGCUAGAUGUGCCAAGCUUAUAGAGACAUACCCUAAGAGACGUGCAACUGUAAUUUAUGCAAAAGGUGGCUCUACAAAGUAUUGACUUUGUUUUUUUUUGUUUUAUUUCUUGUUUGUUUCACAAUAAACAAUAUUUUUCAUCUUCAAAGUGGCAUGAUUUAGGCAUGUUGUGUAAAUCAAAUGAUACAAACCCCCCUAAAAUCCAUUUUAAUUCCAGGUUGUAAGGCAACACAAUUCAAUAUUACUUUUGUAAUACAGUAAAUAGCCUUAAGUUAAGGCUAUCUGACAAACUAAUGUAACAUUAAAACUUAAAAUGAGGAACAUUCAUGGCCACAUUUUGAGGUUACUGUAACUAUAAAUGCCUUCUUAUGUAAUCAUAGAAAGUGUACAUGUUCAAGAUAGCAUGCAUAGUUCAUCUCAGGUCUGUGGAGAUCUUCACAAUUUAUGUAAUAAUCUGUGCAGAAUCUCGAACGCAUUGAUCAAUUGUACCAUGCACUUUUAAUGUAAACUGCAAUCCAGGUAAUUUAGUUCUGCUAUUAGAGGAAGCACAGGGAUACACAUUAAUCUGUUGUAUAAAUAAACAAAAUAUCUGACAUUGUAUUCACAUUUGAACUUUGCUGGGCUUUUAAAUGGUUGAAAGUGCAGUGAUAGACAUUUGGUUGACAACUAAACCAAAAUUCUGACAUUGUUUUUUCAUUGGAAUUUGUUUGUGCUUUUAGAUGGUUGAAUCAUAGUGAUACACAUUUUUCUUUCUUUCUUUCUUUCUUUCUUUCUUUCUUUCUUUCUUUCUUUCUUUCUUUCUUUCUUUCUUUCUUUCUUUCUUUCUAUCUGACUCUCUCUCGCUCUCUGUCUCUGUGAGUGUGUGUGGGUUCAUACUUUAGACUACCGUCUCUAACCUGUGUAUUGUUUACUCUGCCUCCUGCAGGAGAAAGAGAAGAAGUACAUGCUCCAGGUGGACAACCUGAGGCUGAGGGAUGUGGAGAAGGGCUUCAUGUCCAGCAAGCAGAUCUUUGCCCUGUUCAACACGGAGCAAAGGUACGUUCUUAAGUGGACAUUUCAUAUUUUCAUGUCAGAUGUUUUAAGCUAAUUUAUGGAAUUUCUUUCCUUCUUAAUGCAUUUGAGCCAAUCAGUUGUGUUGUGAGCCAGUUAAGUAUACAUUAUUUGGGCUUUGAGUAAAGCCAGUGUGUCUACAGUGGCUUGCGAAUGAUGCUGCCCCCACCAUGCUUCACUGUGGGGAUGGUGUUCUCGGGGUGAUGAGAGGUGUUGGGUAUAUAUAUACAAUCCUCUUCUGGAUCAUCCAAAUGCACUCUAGCAAACUUCAGACGGGCCUGGACAUGUACUGGCUUAAGCAGGGGGACACGUCUUGCACUGCAGGAUUUGAGUCCCUGGCGGCGUAGUGUGUUACUGAUGGUAGGCUUUGUUACUUUGGUCCCAGCUCUCUGCAGGUCAUUCACUAGGUCCCCCUGUGUGGUUCUGGGAUUUUUGCUCACCGUUCUUGUGAUCAUUUUGACCCCACGGGGUGAGAUCUUGCGUGGAGCCCCAGAUCGAGGGAGAUUAUCAGUGGUCUUGUAUGUCUUCCAUUUCCUAAUAAUUGCUCCCACAGUUGAUUUCUUCAAACCAAGCUGCUUACCUAUUGCAGAUUCAGUCUUCCCAGCCUGGUGCAGGUCUACAAUUUUGUUUCUGGUGUCCUUUGACAGCUCUUUGGUCUUGGCCAUAGUGGAGUUUGGAGUGUGACUGUUUGAGGUUGUGGACAGGUGUCUUUUAUACUGAUAACAAGUUCAAACAGGUGCCAUUAAUACAGGUAACGAAUGGAGGACAUAGGAGCCUCUUAAAAAAGAAGUUACAGGUCCGUGAGAGCCAGAAAUCUUGCUUGUUUGUAGGUGACCAAAUACUUAUUUUCCACCAUAAUUUGCAAAUAAAUUCAUUAAAAAUCCUACAAUGUGAUUUUCUGGAAAAGAUAUUCUCAAUUUGUCUGUCAUAGUUGAUGUGUACCUAUGAUGAAAAAUACAGGCCUCUCUCAUCUUUUUAAGUGGGAGAACUUGCACAAUUGGUGGCUGACUAAAUACUUUUUCCCCCCACUGUAUGCACGCACCACUUUUCCUUUAUUUACUUUUUAGAAUUUAUUGAAACAAGUUAUUUUUUUCAUUUCACUUCACCAAUUUGGACUAUUUUGUGUAUGUCCAUUACAUGAAAUACAAGUUCAAAUCCAUUUACAUUACAGGUUGUAAUGCAACAAAAUGAAUAGUUUUGCAAGGCACUGUAUGUAUGCAGAUGAUUCAACACUAUACACGUCAGCUACCACAGUGACUGAAAUGACAGCAACACUUAACAAAGAGCUGCAGUUAGUUUCAGAAUGGGUGGCAAGGAAUACGUUAGUCCUAAAUAUUUCAAAAACUCAAAGCAUUGUAUUUGGGACAAAUCAUCCGCUAAACCCUAAACCUCAACUAAAUCUUGAAUGAAUAAUGUGGAAAUUGAGCAAGUUGAGGAGACUAAAUUGCUUGGACUAACCCUGGAUUGUAAACUGUCAUGGUCAAAACAUAUUGAUACAACAGUAGCUAGGAUGGGGAGAAGUCUGUCUAUAAUAAGGCGCUGCUCUGCAUUCUUAACAGCACUUUCAACAAGGCAGGUCCUACAGGCCCUAGUUUUGUCGCACCUGUACUACUGUUCAGUCGUGUGGUCAGGUGCCACAAAGAGGGACAAUUGCAAUUGGCUCAGAACAGGGCAGCACGGCUGGCCCUUGGAUGUACACAGAGAGCUAACAUUAAUAAUAUGCAUGUCAAUCUCUCCUGGCUCAAAGUGGAGGAGAGAUUGACUUCAUCACUACUUGUAUUUGUGAGAGGUAUUGACAUGUUGAAUGCACCGAUCUGUCUGUUUGAACUACUGGCACACAGCUCAGACACCCAUGCAUACCCCACAAGACAUGCCACCAGAGGUCUCUUCACAGUCCCCAAGUCAAGAACAGACUAUGGGAGGCGCACAGUACUACAUAGAGCCAUGACUACAUGGAACUCUAUUCCACAUCAAGUAACUCAUGCCAGCAGUAAAAUUAGAUUUACAAAAACAGAUAAAAAUACACCUUAUGGAACAGCGGGGACUGUGAAGCAACACAAACAUAGUGUUCCUCUGUAGUAGUCCUCUGUAGCUCAAUUGGUAGAGCAUGGCGCUUGUAACGCCAGGGUAGUGGGUUCGAUCCCCGGGACCACCCAUACGUAAAAAUGUAUGCACACAUGACUGUAAGUCGCUUUGGAUAAAAGCGUCUGCUAAAUGGCAUAUUAUAAUUAUAUUAUAGACACUUGCAUACAAACACACGAUAACAUACGCACUAUACACACAUGUACACAUGGAUUUUGUGUCAUUGAUAUGUGGUAGUAGAGUAGAGGCCUGAAGGCACACACUUAAUAUGUUGUGAAAUCUGUUAUGAAUGUAUUGUAAUGUUUUUAAAAUGUAUAACUGCCUUAAUUUUGCCGGACCCCAGGAAGAGUAGCUGCUGCGUCGGCAGCAGCUAAUGGGGAUCCAUAAUAAAUACAAAUUUAAAUGAUGCCCCUGCACACACACACACACUCAGAGUUGCCCCUCUGUGUCCACAGGAAUGUAUAUAAGGACUACCGUCAGCUGGAGUUGGCCUGCGAGAGUCAGGAGGAGAUAGAUGGGUGGAAGGCCUCCUUCCUUAGAGCUGGAGUGUAUCCUGAACGCGUCACGGUACGAAACACACACACACACUGGCAUAGACCUUCACAUUUUAGUCAGUAACUCCACCAGUCCAAAACAUGUUGUUGAUUGUGAUGAUGGUUUGCUUUCACAGUACUAGUAGAGUCAGUCAUUUAAUGUUCAACACCAUCUCUGGGGCUGCAGGUAGCUUAGUGGUUCAGAGCGUUGUGCCAGUAUCGCUGGUUCUAAUCCCCGAGCCGACUAGGUGAAAAAUCUGUCGACGUGCCCUUGAGCAAGGCACUCAACCCUAAUUGCUCCUGUAAGUCGCUCUGGAUAAGAGCGUCUGCUAAAUGACUAAAAUGUAAAUCUCUCUCUGUCCCUGUCCCUCUCUCUCUCUGUAUGUCCUUUGUUGCUGUUGGACCCAAUAGGAGAAGGAGGGCAAGGUAUGUGCUUUGUGUCUUGAUGUCUAUUCCAACUCUUCACCCCUUUUACACAGUUUUCUCUAGAGCUUUGCUCAAGCUACAGAGGUAUGAUCUUAAUUUGAUCACUCUUUUUCAAACUUGUAGUGUAUUUGAGGUUUAAAAAGGCUUCUAAAGUUUGUCUUUUCCACUUUAAAAUAUCAAACUUGAUUUGCCCUAACGAAAAAUGUAUCAACCCUUACAAAACAUGUCCAUUAAUUAUAAUCCACAUAAUAAUUCACAUUUCCUGUUACUGCAGGUUUAUUUUCCUGCUGUAGCAAACUGGCUCAAAUUAAGAUCCUACAUCUGUAGUGUUGCCAAUUUAAUUUGAUACUGAACUCUGAUUGGCUCUAAUGAUUUAUACAGUGCUGCGCCUCCUCUCUCGUCUCGCCUCAUUGGCUGUUUCUAAUCAACAGCCCAGUCAUUCAUCAUUCGAACCAGGCCAGGAAGUUCAAAUGUCACUCUCAUCAGGGUUCUGCUAUAGCUGUAUAGUACAACCAUCUGAUUGUAAUAGGCUAAGCAAAUAAAGGAAUUAGCAUUGGGGCAUGAGCCAAGAGAAAGUGGUAGAGACAGAGAGAUGUUGUCUCCAAUGGCUCCCCACAGUGAUUUCACAGACUACGCAAACAGAGCCAAGGAACUCCAUUUGCGUGGCGUUCCAAAAAUUCAGCCACACAAAAGUACGUAGAACUACGUAGAUAGCUACACAAAUGAAGCUCUGUCGGAUCCGUUAGGGAUCCGUUGCAUCGACUGUGUGGAGCCCUGGCUCAGUGUGAAAUUAUUUCUCUAUAGUGACAGUUUAGGAGUGCUAUUUAGUGGAUGUUAUUAAUUAUCUGUGAUAUUAAGGAUUGUUUCACUACUUGUUGUGAUUAGAGAGCUCAGAGGGGGCAGAUUUUUCCUGUACAAAAAAGUACAUAUACUGUAUAUUAAAACAAUUAUAAUAAUAAUAAAAAAAUUAUCUGUAAUACUACUAGCCACUUAGCAAUUUUAUGAAGUUGACUUUAGCUAGCCAAAUAGGUUCCCAAUCUACCAAGAAGCCAUUUCAGGCUAUUAAGUUAGAGUAGCUAGCUAGUCUAACUAUCUUAGCUGGCAUGCCUGCUGGUAAGAUUAGUAACAUGUACUGAAUAAGACUCACAUUCCUUUCAUUAUUUUACCCAGAUUUUAGCAGAGAUGCAGAGAAGCAUAUUUAGUUUCUUUAAAAAAAGAACCACAAGUCAGGAGGAUACAGACAGCUCAAGAGGUAGGCUUAGAUAUACAUAUAUAUUUUUUUUAUAUACAUAGAAUUAAGCCUAAUGAUUAUGGCUCUAGAUUGCAGGAAUAAGCUGUUUCCGGUGUUUGAAAAAUGCAAAAUUCUCAAACGUAUGGACCUAGCCCCCUUCCAGAACCCCUCCUCUAGGCAUCCUCACGUACUUUGUGCUUCCUCAGAAUUUUGGGGUGCAUGACGCCCCUGAGAGGGCUCCUUCUUUCUCCACUCAAUAUUUCUCUCUUUCUCUUUCUUUUCUCCCUCUCCCUGUCCCUCUCCUUUUGCAUCUCCCUCUCCCUCCCCCCUUCUCUCUGUCUCUCUCUCUCUCUCUCUCUCUUUCCAUCUCAUUCUCCCCCUCUUUCCCUCUUCCUCUCCCUCUCCCUGUCCACCUCUCUUCCCUUCCCUCUAAUCCCCUCCUCCCUGGUGUUGUCCACCAGCAGAGUGACAGUGGAGAUGGAGAGAACGGCUCAGAUAACUUCAUGCACUCCAUGGACCCCCAGCUGGAGAGGCAGGUGGAGACCAUCCGCAACCUGGUGGACUCCUACAUGGCCAUCGUCAACAAGACCGUCAGGGACCUCAUGCCCAAGACCAUCAUGUACCUCAUGAUCAACAAUGUGAGUCCCACUCCCCAUUGGUCACUUUAGACUAGUGGUGUCAAAGUAAUCUUCUGGAGGGCCAGCUGAUUCACACCAGCUGAUUUUUUUAUGAAAAAAUGUAUGCACUCACUAACUGUAAGUCGCUCUGGAUAAGAGCGUCUGAUAAAUGACUAAAAAUGUAAAAAAAUAUAUACAAAAAUGAUUUUCAUCAUUGUCUUUUAAUCUGUGUCUGAUUGGUUUAGACUUAGGAAACCAGCAGUCCUGUGGAAUCUCUAGCCAAUCAGCGACAAGAAUGGAUCAAAUAAGGGCUCGAUUCAAUCAGAUCCGCUUUAGCCGACAUCCGCAUAGCGGUCGUUUUGAUGGUGUCGGAGGUGGAACUGUGUUAGAGCUGUCAAAUCCACAAGUAGCUUCCGGCAUUACACCUAAAGCAGACAUUGCCAUUGGCUGCACGAAGUUGCAUUAACAGAAAUCCCAAGCAGCCUUGUUUACAAGUUUGAACACUGGAAUCUGAGAUGUAUUCUACACCUCGAUUAAGAUGAUAGAAAUCUUAAUUCUUUUGUUUAAUGAUCUUUCAAUUUGAGCAUCAAUAUUUCUAUAACGACUACACUUUCUCGUUCUGAACUUCUAACACGAGUGGGAAGGGUUUGGCUUCAUGACAAUGAUUGCAAAAGCAGCUGCUCACCGAUUUGACGGUUCCAACGCAGUUCCACCUCCGACACCGCCAAAACAUCCACUAUGCGGCUGUCUGUUAUCGCCGGUUAACGCUUGAUCUGAUUGAAUUUAGGCCUAAGUGCAAAGGAGGAAGAAAAACCUGUCAUCUCCACCGCAACUCUUUGUUAUUGUUGUAAACAAAAACGUACAUCUCCAAAUCCCCGCCUCUUCCCCCCUCCUUCACACAGACCAAGGAGUUCAUCAACGCGGAGCUACUGGCCAACCUGUACCACUCUGGGGACCAGAACAGCCUGAUGGAGGAGUCCCAGGAGCAGGCCCAUCACCGCGACGAGAUGCUCCGCAUGUACCACGCCCUGAAGGAGGCCCUGAACAUCAUCGGAGACAUCAGCACCACCACCAUCACCACCGCCAUGCCACCACCCGUAGACGACUCCUGGUUGAGGCCGGGGGGAAACAACUCCGGGGGCAGGUACGGAUGGAGGGAGAGCAGGAGGGUGGGGAAAUGGGGGAGAGGGAUGGAAGGAGGUCAAUUGCUCUGGAGGCAGGUACGGAUGGAGGGAGAGCAGGAGGGUGGGGAAAUGGGGGAGAGGGAUGGAAGGAGGUCAAUUGCUCUGGAGGCAGGUACGGAUGGAGGGAGAGCAGGAGGGUGGGGAAAUGGGGGAGAGGGAUGGAAGGAGGUCAAUUGCUCUGGAGGCAGGUACGGAUGGAGGGAGAGCAGGAGGGUGGGGAAAUGGGGGAGAGGGAUGGAAGGAGGUCAAUUGCUCUGGGGGCAGGUACGGAUGGAGGGAGAGCAGGAGGGUGGGGAAAUGGGGGAGAGGGAUGGAAGGAGGUCAAUUGCUCUGGAGGCAGGUACGGAUGGAGGGAGAGCAGGAGGGUGGGGAAAUGGGGGAGAGGGAUGGAAGGAGGUAAAUUGCUCUGGGGGCAGGUACGGAUGGAGGGAGAGCAGGAGGGUGGGGAAAUGGGGGGAGAGGGAUGGAAGGAGGUCAAUUGCUCUGGAGGCAGGUACGGAUGGAGGGAGAGCAGGAGGGUGGGGAAAUGGGGGAGAGGGAUGGAAGGAGGUCAAUUGCUCUGGGGGCAGGUACGGAUGGAGGGAAAGCAGGAAAAUUGAAUAAUAAUAAUAAUAAUACAAAAUAUAUGCCAUUUAGCAGACGCUUAUCCAAAGUGACUUACAGUCAUGUGUGCAUACAUUUUACAUAUGGAUGGUUCCGGGGGGAAUAAGGGAAUGGAAAGGAGAGGAUGAGGGGAGGAGGACUGGAUGCUCAGUAAUGUUUUUUCUUACCAUGACCAUGACACUCCUCAAUGUUUCGUUACACUGGUGUUGUGGCCUCCCCUGCUGGUGUGUAAGAGAACUGACUGCCAAUGCACUCUCUCUCUCUUUCUCUCUCUCUCUCUCUCUCUCUCUCUCUCUUUUUCUCUCUCUCUCUAUCUCUUUCUCUCUCUCUCUCUCUCUUUCUCUCUCUCACUCCCUCUCUCCCUCCCCCCUCUCAGGUCUCCAGCCGCCAGUCCCACUCCAAAUAGAAGGGCUCCCCCAGGUCUUCCUGGUCGCCCUGUCUCCCGUGGCUCAGCCCCUGGCCUCCCUCCUGGCCCCCCUGUCCCCUCUCGCCCGGGGGCCUCCCCGGACCCCUUCAGUGGGCCACCCCCAUCAGUCCCCUCCCGGCCUAACCGUGCACCCCCUGGUGUGCCCAGGUGAGUGGAACCGAACCAAACGUUACAUCUCAACGCAAAAGUAACCAAGUCUAUCAAUGUAUAACACUACAAUAGGUCCUACAGGGAGACAGACACAAGCCAUUGAGGUUUUGUAAGGGAUACUAUGAGAAUGAUGACAAGGAAAUGACAUCCAAGCUGAAGUGUCAAUGCUAUGUGUUGCUAAGGGGGAUAUGAAGACGCCAGGAGGGUUGAUGGAGGUAAAUGAGAGUUGAGAGCAUGUUGUGAUAGAGGAUAGAUCCAUAUAGAUAGAGGAUGUCAGGUCCAGGAGAUGCUGCUGGCUAGAGAACAGAUGGGUGGUAGAGGGAGGACGGACGAGAGGCAUGUCAUAGAUUGAUCCCCUCCAAAAGCCCACCCCUGUAGUAAAACAAUGCCACAUACAAGAUCACACACUGCUUACAGUGCAUUCGGAAAGUAUUCAGACUCCUUGACUUUCCCCACUUUUUGUUACAUUAGAGCCUUAUUCUAAAAUGUAUUAAAUAGUUUUUUUCCCCUCAUCACAAUACCCCAUAAUGACAAAGCGAAAACAGGUUUUUAGAAAUGUUUGCAAAUGUAUUAUAUAAAAUGUACAUAAGUAUUCAGACCCUUUGCUAUGAGACUCUAAAUUGAGCUCAGGUGCAUCCUGUUUCCAUUGAUCAUCCUUGAGAUGUUUCUACAACUUGAUUGGAGUCCACCUGUGGUAAAUUCAAUUGAUUGGACAUGAUUUGGAAAGGCACACACCUGUCUAUAUAAGGUCCCACAGUUGACAGUGCAUGUCAGAGCAAAAACCAAGCCAUGAGGUCGAAGGAAUUGACCGUAGAGCUCCGAGACAGGAUUGUGGGUACCAAAACAUUUCUGCAGCAUUGAAGGUCCCCAAGAACACAGUGGCCUCCAUCAUUCUUAAAUGGAAGAAGUUUGGAACCACCUAGACUCUUCCCUGAGCUGGCCGCCUGGGCAAACUGAGCAAUCGAGGGAGAAGGGCCUUGGUCAGGGAGGUGACCAAGAAGCCGAUGGUCAAUCUGACAGAGCUCCAGAGUUCCUCUGUGGAGAUGGGAAAACCUUCCAGAAGGAAGGCAACGCAGGAGUGGCUUCGGGACAAGUCUCUGAAUGUCCUUGAGUGGCCCAGCCAGAGCCUGUACUUGAACCUGAUCGAACAUCUCUGGAGAGACCUGAAAAUAGCUGUGCAGCGACGCUCCCCAUCCAAUCUGACACAGCUUGAGAGGAUCUGCAGAGUAUGAAUGGGAGAAACUCCUCAAAUACAGCUGUGCCAAGCUUGUAGCGUCAUACCCAAUAAGACUUGAGGCUGUAAUUGCUGCCAAAGGUGCUUCAAUAAAGUACUGAAUAAAGGGUCUGAAUACUUAUGUAAAUGUGAUAUCAAUCUUUUAUUUUUAAUACAUUUGCAAAAAUAUAUAAAAACCUGUUUUUGCUGUGUCAUUAUGGGGUAUUGUGUGUAGAUUGAUGAGGAAAAAAAACAAUUUAAUCAAUUUUAGAAUAAGGCUAUAACGUAACAAAAUGUGGAAAAAGUCAAGGGGUCUGAAUACUUUCCGAAGGCACUGUAUACACACGUAUACACACACCUGAUAUAUUUUCUACUUACGUUGUUGUUUACUGACAUUACUUACUGCCAAGAAGGUUUUUAGUAUUACCAACUUACAUUUCCUACACACUAAUAUAACCAUACUUGUAAAGACCUUAACAGCUUUAAGCACUUUUACCACUUUUUACUAGCAGUGGCCUUUGCUAGAAUCUAUGGUUUUGUAGUGGAGACCUAUCCUAUAUCCCACGCUCUUAUUCUUUCUAGUUUAGGAAUAGUGUCUCUUGUCUACUCAAUCUCUCCAUGUGGCAAUAAACAGAGAGAGAAAUAGAAAGGGGAGAGUGGGAUUCUUUGAUUUUUUUUGUUCUCUGUUCAACUGUGUCCGCACUGCUAAUGUUUGCCUUGUGUUUGCCUGUGGUUGUAAGCUAAUGGACACUGUACUGAUCUGAUAUGAACUCACGGUCAGGGCAGCAGCUUGCCUUACUGAGGGAGACACACACGUUGCCUGACACUGCUCUCGUUCACACAUACCCUCAACCGUCCUAAUAAUGCUUUCACAAUGACUUUAAGCCAUGUUGGAACCAAUAACCCGAAAUCAACCACUAAAUAAUGGUCCAAAUCUGAAUGGUCCAGGGUGAGAGCAUAGCCUUGUCAUGUGACGUGGGUCUCUCCUGCACUGUAACCUGUAUGAGUUUGUUUGCACUCCUCUUCCUGUCCUCCUCACCCUAUCUCCUUCACCACACCUCUAUCCCACCGUUGACUAUGGUUCCUCUUUCAGAAUCACUAUCAGUGACCAAUGAGGACUAACGCUUCUGGUACGUUUGGUACUACUCACCAUCAUCAUCUUCAUCAUCCUCUUCCUCAUGCUGCGUUCUCUUAGAUCCUGUCACCUCACUGCAUGCCACAAUCCCUCUCUCCUUUUCUUUCAUGUUUUUCUGAGCCCUCCCUAAUGCCUCUUUUAGCACUGCAGACAAACAUACAUGAGCACACACAGCUCACAGUGUGUUAGUGUCACGAUGGUUUUGUUAUUGUCCACUGAAAUCCUUGAAAUCCUUUUAUUCUGGUUUGAGGGUGUAUGUUUCAGUUGGGAUAGGUUUGAGUUGAAAAAAGUCAGAUGAUUCCUCUAGAUACACACACGCAUACACACACACGCAUACACACACAGGCAUACACACACAGGCAUACACACAAACGUGCACGCACACACCUGACCAGAGCUUCCCAUUUGGGGUCAGAAGUCAAAGGUGAUGGGUUUGUGUCAGUGUUGUGUGUUGCCUCAUGACAUCUCACCCAUCCCCAGCCUUGUUGUUUGGUGGCGUGACACUUUCCUGUUCUGUGUUUUUCCUGUCUAGAUGUCAACAUAGGAUUCAUUAGAGGAUAG
Messenger RNA from Coregonus sp. 'balchen', 15655 nucleotides. The record is from the annotation of a GenBank genome assembly. NCBI's taxonomy places the organism in Eukaryota, Metazoa, Chordata, Actinopteri, Salmoniformes, Salmonidae.